CUUUAAAUGGACAACUUUCACUACACACGAUCUCGCGUAUUUUUUUUUCACGGUGGAUGCGUCCAGACAAAAAUCACCAGCAGUCAGUAGAUAUUUUGUUCGAUACUUCUUCAAAGUUUGUACUUUCGACGGAACCACAAUAUUGACGGAAUUAUUAAAUAUAACUAUAAUUUGGUUGAUGCGCCAAAUCUUUAUAAGUGUUGUGAAUUAUAAAAAAGAACAAAAGGAAAUAUUGAAAGGCGAUUUGAAUGAUUUCAACGUUAAAACAAGCUCCAGUUACUAGUGACAAAAAUGACAACAAAAGUUCUCUUCUGCCUCAUUAAAUAGUGACAAAAGCUCAAAUAAGAAAUAGACUUUCAAUAUGACAGAUGGAACAAAUAUGAUUGUCUGCAGGUUAUCCAUUGUGUCUGCAAUGAUAGCCGCAACCGUUACUUUAAUUUAUUUAGCACCUGUUCCAGACCAAAGCUUUAAAAACUGUGAUCGUCCUUGCCAUGAACUUGACUGGCCAAUGAUUUGUAGAUUUAAAUUUAUAAUAGAAAAGUUACCUACUUCUGUGAUAUGCGACAAUUGCCACAAUAGCCUUAACUGUACUUUCUGUUCUUCUUCCAAUGAUGUACCACAACAGAUUCUUACCAUUAACCGUCAAAUUCCAGGACCUCCUAUACAUGUCUGUCACAACGACAUUAUAAUAGUAGAUGUCGUCAACAAACAACAGGGACAAAGCCUAACAAUGCACUGGCGAGGACAAACUAACGUCGAAACACCAUUCAUGGAUGGAGUCCCUUUAGUAACCCAAUGUCCUAUAGGAGCGUACACAACGUUUCAGUAUAAAUUAAGAGCGUCUUCGCCAGGAACACAUUCGUACCAUGCAUUUUCUGAUUUGGAUAGAUCGAGCGGUUUGUACGGAGCUUUGAUUGUGAGAAAGGCUGAGAGAUUGGAGGAAAAUAUAAACAAUUUUGAUGUAGAUCACAAAGAUCAUGUACUGGUGUUAUCAGAAUCUAAAGGUACUAUAUUGAUAAAUGGAGUUGGACCAACUGGUGCUCCUCUUAGUGUUUUUUCUGUAAAAGAAAGUACCAAUAAUAGGUUUAGAGUAAUAUAUGCUAGUGGAACAAGUUGUUCCUUGACGUUAAACUUAGAAGAUCAUUUAGUAAAAGUAAUAGCUAUUGAUGGACAUUCAGUUAAGCAUACACAAGUAUCUUCAGUAAAACUAACAAAAGGAGAAACAUUAGAUUUUAUACUGACAGCCGAUCAACGCCCUAGCUCCUAUUUUAUUAAAGUAAGGUCAAGCUGUAAAUCAAAAAAUCUUAUUGGUAAAGCUAUCGUUGCCUACGAAGGUAGUUCUGUAGAACCAAAUGUGGAAAGUUUGGAUUUAACUAGUCAUCUAGUAAAAUUAGAUACUGGAGAUUGUAAAACCAAAAAUGGAAAGGUAUGUCUUGAAGAUAUUCAUAAUAUCGAAGAAAUUAAUCAGAAGCUAUUAAGUGUGGAUGCACGAAUUUAUCUUGGAUUUGAUAGUGUUAGCAUCAACAAGAAGAGUGACAAAUCUUUAGCUUCCUUGAGUUACUACAGGACCAAUAACAUUUCUUUUACUUUUCCUCCAUCUCCAAUGCUGACACAACCGAGUGAUGUGCCCUUGGAACUAAUGUGCAACGAAUCCUUUUUACCGGAGAGAUGCCGAGAGGGCGAUAGAUGCGAUUGUGUACAUUUAGAACAUAUUCCUCUGGGCAGCAGCACCGAAAUGAUUCUCGUAGAUCAAGGUGGAGAGGAAGAUGGUUAUGUUUUUCAUCUUCAUGGUUAUCAUGUGUAUGUAGUCGGUACAAAAAUAAUGGAAAAACCGAUUUCAAAAUUGGAACUUGAAGCAUUAGAUGCAAAUUUUGACUUCAUUAAACGGAACCUUAAAAAUCCAGUUCAAAAAAGUACUAUUAGGGUACCCAAAAAUGGAAUGGUUGCAAUUAGAUUUUUAGCUGACAAUCCAGGUUUCUGGAUUCUUCGAGACGAAAAUGCUCAAGAAUGGACUAGGGGAUUAGAUGUCCUAUUUCAAGUUGGAGACACGGGUGACCUUGUCGAAGCGCCAAGUGAAUUGCCAGUGUGUGGAAAUUUUAUAGGCCCCGAUUUCUUUUUAAUGUAGUAAUUAAUUUGGACUAGAUUUUUCUAAUGUGAUAACUACCUGUAACUAAGUAAUUAGAUUAUUAUCUAAUUAGAUAAAAUAAAU
Molecule: messenger RNA, 2209 nt
Organism: Psylliodes chrysocephalus
Lineage: Eukaryota; Metazoa; Arthropoda; Insecta; Coleoptera; Chrysomelidae
Source: the annotation of a GenBank genome assembly